AUGAUGAUAGGAAAUGGGAAUGAUAAGAAAAAAAAUUCGGGUCAUAGUGGGACAUCUGGCGUAGCGAAUAUUCAUUCCAAUUCGGAAUUAGAUGAGUUAUAUUUGGAACAAUUGAACAUCCAACGACAAUUGGAUACCAUCCAGAAACAACAACAACAAUUACAGGAACAACAACAAUUGAUUCAGUCACAAACACAAGAAAUUCUGGGGAGGCCUGGGAUUCCCUCUCGUUCAAUAUCAAGGUCACCUACCAUGUCACUUUCUAGGUCUACUUCCAACUUAAGUUUAUCGUCACCUCGGUUCCCCAAAACAAGUACUUUUGCACAAGAUAUUAAAAGUUCAGAUAUAAGAGGUCAUCCAUUACCGUUAAGAGAUGGUCCCUAUAGUAGUUCCAGUAAAGAAGAUAUCCGUGGUCGAAGACGAUCAGUGCCUAAGAAUAGAAGGAGACAAUCAUUAAUAUUGGAGGAGGCAAAGAAAGCUGCUGCAGAAGAACAAGAAAAGAGAAAUCAAAGUGAAUCGAGUUAUGAAACCCCACCAAAAUUAAUCUCAAAGCAUUAUAUGGAGGAAUUUAAUUUAUCAUCCGUUGAAAAAACGUGUUCGUCAAAAGCCUUCAUUACACCAAGUACUUCGCCAAUUCAUUUACAAGAAUAUUCACUCAAUAGUUCUACAUCUGUAAGAAAUAGUGAGCCAAGAACUAAAUUUGUUCAAAGUUAUGCCUCAGUGGCAUUACAAGGUAUUUCACAAAUUUCGCCAACUGCACCUUAUAAGUUCCCCCAACCUCCAUCAACAGGUCAUCAUUCUUUUAAUACCGCUAAAGACGAUAAUGAUAACAUUAAUCAAAUGACAAUUCAUUCCUUUAGAGCUGAAGCCACUUCAAGAUUAAAUAGUAAUGAUAAUGAGGAACCCCCAUCUAUGAAGGAAUUAAUCAGUUCUCCAAUAAAUUUCCAUAGAAGUUCCAAAUCAUUAUCUUCUCCCAUUGAAAACACCAGUAGAAUAUCUUCUCCUCGAUUCAGGAGGCGAAGAUCCUCUGCAACUAGUGAUCCCAAUUAUUUAGACAUUGAUACUCAAUUCCAAUAUCCUUCAUAUAUUCAACAACCAGGAACAGGUCAUAGUAGAAAGCCGUUAUUUACACCUUAUGUUCCUCAAAUGUCGAUUCCAGAAUUAUUAAAGGAGGGGAAAUUAGUUACAGGUAUAGUUCGAGUCAAUAAGAAAAAUAGAUCAGAUGCAUGGGUUUCUACCGAAGGUUUAUUAGAUUCAGAUAUUUAUAUAUGUGGUUCCAAAGAUAGAAAUAGAGCUUUAGAAGGAGAUUUUGUGGGUGUUGAAUUAUUACCUGUAGAUGACGUUUGGGAAUCCAAGAAAGUAAAAGAAGAAAAAAAAAAGAGAAAAGAUGCCUCAAUACAACAAACUGGUGUUUCUUUAAGUUCCUCAGAAGAUUAUCAUAAUGAUGCUUCAUCUAUCUUAAUUCCUACAAAUAGUAUUAAAAUCGAAAAUAAUAAUGAAUCAAUUCUAAAUGAAUCAGAAAAUUUGACAAAGUUAGAAAUGGGAAAUAGAUCAACUUCAGUUACUGGUAGUUUAAGAAGAAGAAGCUCUUUGAAAUACCGCCCAACUCAAAAAAAAAAUGAUGAUUUAGAAGUAGAAGGUCAAUCGUUAUUAUUAGUGGAAGAGGAAGAAAUUAAUAAUGAAUUUAAACCGUUGUACGCAGGUCAUAUUGUUGCAAUUUUAGAUCGUGUUCCUGGUCAGUUAUUUACUGGGACAUUAAGUAUUUUAAGACCCUCUCAAUUAACUGAAAAUAAUAUGAAGCCGAUAAAGCCAAACCAUCAACCAAAAAUUAUUUGGUUUAAACCAACUGAUAAAAAAGUUCCCUUAAUAGCAAUCCCAACUGAAUUAGUCCCCAAGGAUUUCAUUCAAAACAAUGCAAAAUAUGAAAAUAAACUUUUCAUUGCCUCAAUUAAACGUUGGCCAAUUACAAGUCUGCAUCCAUUCGGUAUAUUAAUUGCAGAAUUGGGGAAAAUUGAUGAUCCAAAUAUUGAAAUAGAUUCAAUCUUCAGAGACAAUAAUUUCCCGGGAAAUGAAUAUUCAGAUCAAAGAAAUACAGUCAAAGAAAAGCCAAUCUUAUUAGCAAAGUCGAUUUCAAAAGAAUUAUUAAAGGAUAGGGUAGAUUUUACAGAUUUGAACACUUACAAUGUUUUGGCCAUUUCAACUAGUGAUAAUUUGUCAGAAUUUGCUGUUCAUGUUAAGGAUAAUUCAGAUGGUACCUUAGAAUUGGCCUGUCAUGUAAUUGAUAUUACCGCACAUAUUGAAGAAGGGGGAUCAGUUGAUAGAAGAGCGCGUAGAAGAUCUACUGGAGUUAUAAUGCCUCAAGAAAAGAUGGCUUUAUUACCAAAAGCUGUUAAUGAUGCUGUGUCAUUAUUUAAAGAUAAAAAAUCCGCUACAAUCUCUAUUAUUUUUAAGCUUGAUUCAAAAUCGUUUAAAGUUAUUUCUUCUACCAUAUGUGAGUCAAUCAUCGCGCCGUCUUUAUUGUUAGACGUAGAUGAUAUUGUAGAAGAUUUAAUGAGUAAAGAGGUAAACCCCUAUUUGUCUUUAUUGGCAGAAAUUUCAAGAUGUUUUUAUUCUGAAAGAAUGCAUUCUCCAGAUAUUGCAUUAGAUCCAUUAUUAUCGAUUUUAAGUAAACUUGAUGAUGAAGAUACUGAAGUAAAUUUAAAUAUUUUCGAAACUAACAUGGGUAAUUUUGUAGUUAAUGAGCUCCAAAGAAAAUGUAAUUCAAUUAUUGCAGAAAGUCUAUUGUUACACAUAGGUGACCCUGCAUUCUUAAGAAGACAACUUCCACCUUCUCCAAUAAAACUUAAAUCAUUUGUUAAAAAGGUUAAAAGAUAUGGUUAUGAUAUUGAUAGCACAUCUCCUGAAAAUAUUAUAAAGUCAAUAUUAUCUAUCAAUGACCCAAUAACAAGAAAGGGAGUAGAAGUACUAUUCUAUAAGACUAUGAGUAGAGCAAAAUAUUUUAUCAAAAGCAAUGUGGAAAAUAAUCAAUAUGAACACUAUUUAAAUAAUUUCCCUGUAUACACUCAUUUCACAUCACCACUUAGAAGAUACAGUGAUCAUGUUGUUCAUAGGCAAUUAAAAUCUAUUAUUCAUGAUGAUAUUUAUAAUUAUGAUUUCAAUACACUUCGAAUAACUGCGGAAUAUUGUAAUUUCAAAAAGGAUUGUGCUUAUCAAGCUCAAACACAGGCUAUCCAUUUAUUAUUAAGUAAAUGUAUUAAUAGUAUGAGUAAUGGAGUUGGCCAAUUACUUACAAUGGGUACUGUACUACAAGUAUAUGAAUCGUCUUUUGACGUUAUUAUACCUGAAUUUGGUUUGGAGAAGAGGGUUCACGGAGAUCAACUUCCAUUAUUUAAAGCUGAAUUCGAUGAAUUAAAGAGAGAACUUUAUCUAUAUUGGAAGCCAGGUGUUGAUAGCGCAGACUUUAUUCCUCCUGAUGAAAAGAGUCCUCAAUCAUAUCGUAAUUCUAUUAAAAAUAAAUUCAAAUCUUCUACUAAAGAAAUAAUAAAACAUCAAAUAAAUAAAUUGUUAAAAGAUAAAACCUUGUUAACUGAAGAUAUGAUAAAGGAGCUUGAAAAGAUGAAUUGUAAAGAACCAAAACUGAGCUUUCCUUUUAAAUUUCCUGGUUUAGAAAAUAAUUCUGAAGAUAAACUUGAACUAGAAAAUGGUGAGGCAGGGCCAAUCGAUAUUGAAAAUGCCUUAAAAAUUUAUCGAAAUACGACUAUUAUUAAAAAGGACGAGAAACUAGAUGGUAAUAAAGAUAAUAUUGGCUAUACUGAUUCCAAUUAUAUUCAAAUAAUUAAUGAAUCCCAAACCAUUCCAAUAUUACUAAGAGCUGAAGUUGGGUUAACCUUACCAUGUAUAUCUGUCCGUGCUUUUAAUCCAUUUUAUAAAAGAGAUGAAUAA
Molecule: messenger RNA, 3942 nt
Organism: Henningerozyma blattae CBS 6284
Lineage: Eukaryota; Fungi; Ascomycota; Saccharomycetes; Saccharomycetales; Saccharomycetaceae
Exons: 1
Coding region: 1-3942 (1313 amino acids)
Biological process (GO): mRNA catabolic process
Cellular component (GO): exosome (RNase complex); P-body
Molecular function (GO): RNA binding; 3'-5'-RNA exonuclease activity
Source: RefSeq, a predicted model, not a curated record